AGUGCCACUGCAGCUUUCGAAACAAGCUUUGCGCAUGGUCCCAAAGCGCGCUGUCCUCUCCGUGGUGGAUCUACCAGCGGAUACAUUCAGGACCAUCCUUGCCUUUUUUUUGCCCCAGAAUCGUUAGAAAUCUCCGUUCCCUCAUCUAAACUCUUGGCCAUGCUUCGGAACUCACAAACUGUUAAUAAGGUAACUUUGGAUGUGAAAGUCCGUGCGCCUCCAGCAGCAAGCGGGCUGAGACUUUGUAUCGGAUGUCCUGAUGAGAGAUCCAAUUGACACAGCGGCUGCCAUGGCUUACCAUCCUUUCCAAGCUCAUCGACCGGGUGCCUUGCCCUUGUCAGCCUUCGUUGCCGCCGCGCAGCCCUCGUUUUUCCCUGCGCUCACUUUCCCAGAAGUCGCAUCCCUGUCCGAACCUCUGGAAGCGGGGCUGCACGCAGCUCUGGGACGCCAACAUCAGCCAGUUCACCCGCGGUCCUUAAAGAGCCUGCAGUCAGAUGAAGGGCAGGAUGAUGACCCGAAAGUCACUCUGGACUCACAGAAUCUAUGGAGUGAAUUUCACAAAAGGGGGACUGAGAUGGUUAUUACAAAAUCAGGAAGGAGGAUGUUUCCACCUUUCAAAGUGCGGGUAGACGGGCUGGAUGAAACAGCAAAAUAUAUCCUGCUUAUGGACAUUGUCGCCGUUGAUGACUGCCGCUACAAGUUUCACAACUCCGGCUGGACUGUGGCUGGGAAGGGCGACCCGGAGAUGCCAAAGCGCAUGUACAUCCACCCGGACAGUCCGUCCAAAGGAGAGCAGUGGAUGAGCAAGCCCGUUGCUUUUCAUAAACUCAAACUCACUAAUAAUAUUUCGGACAAACAUGGAUUUACCAUUUUGAACUCAAUGCAUAAAUACCAACCCAGAUUUCAUGUUGUGAGAGCCAACGACAUCAUGAAGCUUCCCUACAGCACUUUCCGGACUUAUGUUUUCCCUGAGACCGAGUUCAUUGCUGUCACUGCGUAUCAGAAUGAAAAGAUUACACAGCUAAAAAUCGACAACAAUCCCUUUGCCAAAGGAUUCAGAGACACUGGAAAUGGGAAACGAGAAAAGAGGAAUAAGCAGUUAAACAUCUCUUCAUUGCACGAGAAUCGAAGCAAAGCGGACCAGGACUGUGCUGAUUCUGAUGACUCGUGUGAGCAACCCAGUACCAGUGAUCCUUUGUAUUCCCCUUGGGAGCUGGUGAGCAGCCCUCUGAUGUCCACACCAACCUGUCAAGAUGAAAACAACAUUGGAAGUGAUUCAGAUGAUGAUCUACAAGAUGAGGAUGCUGCUGAAACCGGCUCUUCCAGGACUGAACAUAUGUCUGCUCUGAGUCAGAAGAGUGAGGAGAUACUGUGGAAGUCAGCUCUCACUAUGAGCAAUGGCAAUCAGGACACAACAAAAGACAGAACAAUGUUUAGAAUGUCGGAUGAUAUGUACUCGGUGGAGGUCGAUUCUUCCAAAAACCAAAUGAGUGAAAUCAAAGAUGGGGUCUUGCCUUUGGUGAGUUCAUUAUCCCUCAGCGCUGGACACCUUCAGACUUUGGAUUUCUCAAGUGCGCACAGCCAACAGUUUCUUAAACUUGGGGCACCUUUGUUGUUUAAUCCUGGACAGUUGUCAGUGAAGCCAGAGGCUUUUUCCACCACGGGUAUGGGACAUCUGUUUUCUUCUUUGCCUGGAGUAAAUAACCUAGAAAAUGGAGGCCUUUCUUCUCAAAGCAUCACCUCUCCAUCUCCCUUCAUGUUUCAACUGUCACAACAUAUGCUGGCAUCUCAGGGAAUCUCACUGUCACCCUUUGGAGGACUGCUCUCCUAUCCAUAUCGCUACAUGGCAGCAUCAGCCGCAAUAGCUCCAGCUCUUCCCACCUGCUCUGCAACUUCUACGCUGGCUAGUAACCACUGUUUCCGCAGCCCUCGACCUUGGUUGCGAUUCAGCCCUUAUCAGAUCCCCAACUCCGUCACCUCGAGCCAAAACCACCUGCGUACUACCAGAUCGCCCGGCAGUUCAAACUCACAAUCUGAGCUGUCUAAAUCAGGAAGCAGAAACUCAAGUCCAGUGUCUGACAAUCACAGUCACAAAAGCAAGGCUAAGCAGAAGUCUGCACCAUCGAGAAACACUGUGAAGGGUUCCAUGAAUGAACUGCAAAAUAUACAUAAUCUGGUGAGAGGACUUGAUAGACCACUUCCUCCACAAUAGAUAGGUGGAUAUUUGGUGAUCGUCACACAGACAAGUUUAUAAAGCUGCACAUAAUGAUCACCAAAAAUAAAUAACCGGCAGAAACUGCAUGUUUUGCUGCUAUUUAACUUGGUAUUAUCUCAAUAAACUUGCCUAAUAAACACUGAUUUGAUGAUUUUCAGGUCAAAAGACACCUAGACCUUUAUGUCAACACUAGGCCUAAGUAUAUUCACUAUCUUUCAGUGAAGCCGCUUCUAACUACGUUAGAAUAUAGUCAUUUCAGUACUUUGGUUAUAUGCAACCUAAAUGUCUAACAACGCUUUCACUUAUUCAACCACAUUUAGCCCAGUUUUAACCUAGACAUCAGGGUCUUUUGAUUUGCAAUUAAAAUGAAAGAUGGUCCCUGGAAUUUCUUUGGGGAAACCGAGCUAUGCAAAACUCUGCCCAAAGUGGAAUGCUCUAUAAGGAAAAUAAUGUGCUUUAACCAUGAAUAAACAGUUUUUUAUUGCUUUAUUCUGUAUGAUGAUGUAAAUAUUUUGUCAUUUUUAUUUUCACGUACAUGUAUAAAACACACCUAAUCAAAGCCUGCCAAUGAGAUGUGAAGACAUUAUAUACCACCUAUUCACACUUUCACAUUCUGUUGAUGCCCCAAAUCCGCACCAUGGAAAACUCAGGAUUGUUUUUUUUAUUUUUUUAACCAGCAAUUGUAAAAUGUCUUCAGUAAUCUUGCAGGUUGUCUGCCAAAUUAUUCAGGUAAAUUGUUUUUUGUGUGCUUUUUUUUCACAAUUUAAAUAAAAUCUUCACAAUUCAUACAGUUGUCUUAAUAUGUUUACACUAUAUGGAAAUAGUAUUGUUGAUGUUAAAUAGCACAUUACAUAUGCAGAUGUCUUUUGUCAGAUAUCACAUUACGUAUGCACUCUGCAUAGAAAUGUACUUGCUGUGUUAAACACUGUUCUUACACACAAUAAAUACAAAACUAAAAAAAUA
Molecule: messenger RNA, 3178 nt
Organism: Dicentrarchus labrax (European seabass)
Lineage: Eukaryota; Metazoa; Chordata; Actinopteri; Moronidae
Product: T-box transcription factor TBX2b-like
Exons: 7
Coding region: 260-2212 (650 amino acids)
Biological process (GO): regulation of transcription by RNA polymerase II; positive regulation of DNA-templated transcription; cell fate specification
Cellular component (GO): nucleus
Molecular function (GO): DNA-binding transcription factor activity, RNA polymerase II-specific; RNA polymerase II cis-regulatory region sequence-specific DNA binding
Source: RefSeq, a predicted model, not a curated record